Molecule: messenger RNA, 1014 nt
Organism: Liolophura sinensis
Lineage: Eukaryota; Metazoa; Mollusca; Polyplacophora; Chitonida; Chitonidae
Product: transmembrane protein 64-like
Exons: 4
Coding region: 1-1014 (337 amino acids)
Biological process (GO): regulation of cytosolic calcium ion concentration
Cellular component (GO): endoplasmic reticulum
Source: RefSeq, a predicted model, not a curated record
AUGUUGGAAGGGCAUCUGUCAACCAGAAAACUCCCGACGUCAUGCAAUAUACUCGGACAGUCGUCGACCCUGGAUGAAGUUUUUCUGUCUCGUGUGACAUCACAGCCGGUUUUGUACGAUAUGAGCCAUAACAGUGGUGUAGAAGGUGGCGUUCAUGUCGGCAAGAUUGUCGCUGCCCAGAUUCUGGUGGAAGGGGCUGACGUUAAGCUGAGUUCUGACGUCAUACCUACGUCAGCGGCCAAAGGUCAAGGCACAUGCUUAAGUUGUUUCCAGGUGUUCAUAUCUUCCAUGAUUAUCAUCGCGCUGAUCUGCUGCACUCUGGUAUUCUGUCGGCAGUACAUCAAAGCUGUUCUCACCUGGAUGGAGACGCUGGACAUGUAUUUCAGCUGCACGAUUUACCUCCUCUUGUUUCUGCUGGUAUCCUUCCCCAUGGUCUGGGGUUAUCUCCUCCUGAUCGUGUCGGCAGGCUAUUUAUACGGCCUGGUUUAUGGUGUCUGUAUUGUGCUGUUCUGUGCUUCAUGUGGCGUUCUCCUCUCGCACGUGACUCUCAAACGAACCUGCAACAAACGGAUAUUAGACAAGUUUUAUAACGAUAAAGUGGCUGCCAUUGUCCGAGUCGUGGAGAGUGAUCAGGGAUUGAAGGUUGUAACGUUGGCCAGGCUCACGCCGAUACCGUUUGGAUUACAAAACGCCAUAUUCGCCAUGACCAAUGUCCAUCGUGUUAAGUACUGCCUUGCUUCCAGUGUGGGCCUCGUCCCCAUGGUUGUUCUAAACUGUUACUUAGGCUCCACUCUGCGCUCCAUGAGGGACGUCUUCUCAGACGGCGAGGAAACAUCAACAGCCUAUCUUGUAUUCGCCGUUCAGAUUGUUUUGACGGUAGUUUUCAUGAUAUUUGUUAUCCGCAAAGCUCGACAAGAACUUGCCAAAGCUGUGGACAACGUCAACACCUCUCCUUCGCCAGGGAAACCAGCUACAGGCUCCUCAGCGCAUGCGUCAUUCCAGAUGAAUGCUUAA